CCCCAACCAAUAAGUAAACGCAAGGACGUCAACAUCUUCAGGCACGGUUACAGCAAGAAUAAUGGCAGUGUCUCCAGAACGUAUCCAGCAACAGUUAGAAGAAGUAGAGGCUGCGGCAGAGGAUGUUAUAUCAGACCGACAGGAAAUUGUUACACUUGAUCGUCGACGCAAUACUAACCGUGAAGCUCUGCGACAACUGAAGACCAACAAAUUAGCCAGUCAGUCCACAGGCAACAAGAGUUGGAUUUGCGUUGGGAAUAUGUUUUUGAAGCUCCCGAAUACAGUUGUUGUAGACUGCAUUGAAAAAGAACAAAAGCAGUUGGAUACCGAAAUCAACAAUCUUCGCAAUGGUCUGAGAAGUAAAGUGAACCACUUGAAUGACUUAGAGGCAAAGCAGAACACAGUUGGAACGAACCUCAAGCCCUUAUCACAAGAUGAAUGGAAAGCUGUAAAGCAAGUUCUUGGUAGAUAAAAGUAGAUGGCACAGUUCAUUGUAAAGAGGAAUUCUCUUUCUGCUUGUUUUUAAACUGAAAUUGUCAAUAUAGACGAAGUAUUUCCAGUGAAUGAAUGUAAUUGUUACUUUUUGAUGGAAAGUCCUUUGUAACUGUGCUCUAAAUGUCUAAGGUAAUACCAGAUGUGAUGUAAUGUUAUAUAAAACUUAUAAAAUGUAGGGGGAGAAACUGUAGAAGCUCAAAAAUCAAGUACAGUAUUCUAAGGGUAAAAGUAGAUAUUUUUAAACUCCUUCUUAAAAGAAGUUUUAUAUGACAUUGUUUCCAUGUAAAAUUAUAAUUAAAAAUUAUAUGGAAAAUAAAAUGUGUUAUAAAUGCCCAGCAUCAAAUAAAGAAAAACUUAAUUUUGUUAUCAGUAUUUACACCAUCAUUAUUCAGCACUGGCAAACAAAUAUAUCUAUAAAAUCAUUGAAUCAUUAUUAUUGCUUUUAUUUAUCAGUAUUUAUCAGUAGUACAUUCACUGUCAUUAUUUUUUUACUAUAAUCAUAGUUGUUUCUAUAAAUGUGUUAGUGAAUUACUAUUAUCGCAUUUAAUCCAAUUUGCAGUAAGGGUAUAAUGUUUUCCCUUCUGAAUUUUUAUUUGUAGUUACAUGACAGUCAUCGUAAACAUAGUAUUUUAGUAAUUAAUAGAUUUCAAAAUAAGAUCCCUAGUCUACAAACUAUAUAAAUUUCAAAACUGUGUAGAUUAAUUUUUUAAGUUACGGAGAAAUGCAACCAAAAGCCAGUGUUGUAUAUUGCCUCCUAAUGGAUAGGAGACAUUACUCGCAUCCCCAAUUAUGAAAGAGCAUCCAAAGUUCUCCGAGAGCUUUAUAAUAUUUGGCGGAGAAAUUGAGGGAUGGAGAACUGUAUGUAUCAGGUGCCAUUUCCAGUCACCCUAAUAAUUUCUUCUGAUGUAUAUAUUUUUUUUUGUGAAUAAUCAGAGACACCUAUUUUAUGCUUUAAUACUGUAUGACAUCA
Molecule: messenger RNA, 1465 nt
Organism: Penaeus monodon (black tiger shrimp)
Lineage: Eukaryota; Metazoa; Arthropoda; Malacostraca; Decapoda; Penaeidae
Gene: Pdrg1
Product: p53 and DNA damage-regulated protein 1-like
Exons: 3
Coding region: 62-472 (136 amino acids)
Source: RefSeq, a predicted model, not a curated record